AUGUUACCCAUAUGUUCUUUGGAGAAAAUCAUGCUUAUUAUUGUGCUGUGGGGUCUUUGCAGUUUGGCAUAUCUGGAAGGAUUACCACUCAGCAAGAGGUCAAUCAGUGAAGUUCAACUCAUGCACAAUGUUCGGGAGCACAAGGAGGUGUUAGAAAGGCAGGACUGGCUUCAGCUGAAGCUCAACAAUAUCCUCAUCCCCUCAAUAAAUGACUCCCAAAUGGAGCAAAAAGAGAAAACCAACGGCCCAUCUAUCAGACGUUUAAGAAAGGGGGAAGGUGCGGCGUGGAUCUUGACCUGA
Messenger RNA from Sinocyclocheilus anshuiensis, 300 nucleotides. Its product is annotated as parathyroid hormone-like. The transcript has 2 exons. The record is from RefSeq and is a predicted model, not a curated record. NCBI's taxonomy places the organism in Eukaryota, Metazoa, Chordata, Actinopteri, Cypriniformes, Cyprinidae. Gene Ontology annotation, cellular component: extracellular region. Gene Ontology annotation, biological process: intracellular calcium ion homeostasis. Gene Ontology annotation, molecular function: hormone activity. The coding region runs from base 1 to 300 and encodes 99 amino acids.